AUGUUCAGUGGCUCAUGGCUUGGUUCGCGUACGACUAGUGGUCGCCCAGUUCCUAAUAAAGGACAAUCGGUCGCAGGACCAAGCGGAAGAUCCUCACUUGACCGUGAACACACCCCUCUCGUACCCGGUGCACUCCCUGACCCGACCGCUGAUGAAGUCAAGAAACGAGCUCUCACAACUGCCCUCAGCACACCCCAUGAUGCUGUACUCGCAGAGCUGCAUGGUCAUAGACCAGAAUUCGACCCGGCGCCUCAGAUCGACGUACCUGCUGGCGUUAGGUCCGGGGCAGGAGGUUUAGGAGGUGCGGGAACGCUUGGUGCAAAUAGGCUACCGGUGGUGGGAGAGGAUGAAGAGACGGUACUGUCUUCUGCUACAGCAAGUCCGAAUCCCGCGAAUACAACGCCGAAGGUGAAUCAGCAGACACUUUACGAUCCGUUCACAGGUGUUCCGCUAGGCGUCAUCCAACCACGGGGGCUUGGGUCCAGCAGUUCUCCUGGAGGACAGCCCAGCACAAGUUCAGAUGGUGCCAGACAAGAGCUGUGGACACAUCUAGGGAGAAUAAGGGGGUUACAGGCAGACAUUGCGAACAUGCAUAUCACGAUGGAGAGCAUUGGAGAGACUGCGGCAAAGAGGGGAGCAAGGGUUAGGAGGGGGAGUACGGGUGGCGAGAAGCUGAAUGAGGAGGGCCGGGUGGGAGAUAACUGGGAAGGGGACGAUUGGCAAAAGAAGGAUAGGGAUGCGGAGUUUGAGCAGUCGGAGAGCAGGUUCGUGGGCCGAAAGGAAGAGAUUGAUGCAAUUAUGGGGAAGCUCGGCGAACUGUCUGUUGCUCUUGCGACCUUCCACGCUGCCGAAACACCUUCGGUGGACUUCGAGAACUCCUCCCGUUCAAAUACCCAAAAUACUCAACAAUCCUCCGGACCGCCACAUUCACCUUCUUCUCCUAAUCUUCUGGGACCCAAACAUCCAAGCUUAGCGCGUUUAUCCACAGAAGAUUCUGACCCACUUCUCGAUAGCCCUAUCAGCAUGAUGAGCCCGCUACCCAUGGAGAAUUAUAAUCAUACUCAAGAGGCCAGCCACGAUCACUAG
Messenger RNA from Stereum hirsutum FP-91666 SS1, 1086 nucleotides. RefSeq lists its product as uncharacterized. NCBI's taxonomy places the organism in Eukaryota, Fungi, Basidiomycota, Agaricomycetes, Russulales, Stereaceae. The coding region runs from base 1 to 1086 and encodes 361 amino acids. The transcript has 2 exons. The record is from RefSeq and is a predicted model, not a curated record.